This is a messenger RNA of Xenia sp. Carnegie-2017, 2125 nucleotides long. RefSeq names its product sodium-coupled monocarboxylate transporter 1-like. The coding region runs from base 140 to 1906 and encodes 588 amino acids. Gene Ontology annotation, biological process: sodium ion transport; transmembrane transport. The transcript has 16 exons. Lineage: Eukaryota; Metazoa; Cnidaria; Anthozoa; Malacalcyonacea; Xeniidae. The record is from RefSeq and is a predicted model, not a curated record. Gene Ontology annotation, molecular function: symporter activity. Gene Ontology annotation, cellular component: membrane.
UAGAAUAAAUAAUAAUAUUGUGAUGCACAUAAGUAUCCCUUUGAGUCUAGGAGACAAAUACUGACGUUGGUCAUUGUGCUCAAAGAAACACAUUUGGGUAAUAUUUAUUCAUCGCUAAGAUCUUCCACUAGAAGCAAAAAUGACUACGUUCAGUGUGGUGGAUUAUGUUUUAUUUGCUUUGAUGUUAUGUAUCAGUGGAGCCAUCGGCGUUUACCACGUUAUCCGCAACAAGAACGAGGAAGAACAGUCUUUUCUAUUAGCAAAUCAGAAUAUUUCGCUUAUUCCGAUCGCCAUUUCACUCUUUGUGACAUUUCUCUCCGCUAUUGGAAUCCUAGGCUUCACAGGCGAAGUCUAUACAUUUGGGUUUUCCUACAUAUUAUUUUUUUUAGCAUACAUUUGUGUUUUUUUUAUAUCCACCUUUCUUUACAUACCGGUGUUUUACAAACUGAAAGUUAUUAGCACAAAUGAGUAUCUCGAAAAACGUUUUACACUAGGAGUACGACUCAUGGGUUCAAUAUUGUUUAUCAUCACAUGCACUUUCUACCUUGCAAUUGGUUUAUUUGCACCAGCCCUAGCUAUGGAUGCAGUUUCAGAUCUGCCGAUAGUCGUGUCUGUUGUUAUAACUGGUUUUGUAUGCAUUUUUUAUACAAGUUUGGGGGGCUUCAGAGCAGUUGUUUGGGCUGAUGUAUUUCAAGGCUUUGUUAUCGUCGUUGGGAUGAUUGCAAUAUUUAUAACUGGACUACUGGAAGUGGGUGGAUUUAGAAAUGUUUGGCGGAUCAACAAAGAAAUGAAACGGCUAGAAGUGUUUAAUUUUGAUCCAGAUCCCACAACUCGCACGACAUUUUGGACAUUGUUUGUGGGAGGAACUUUUACUUUACUUUUCCCGUGGUCCGUGAGUCAGCUAUCAAUUUUUUUCUGGCACACAGCAUUUAUUAAUACUCGCAAUCCCAUGAUAUAUAAUACGCUUGUAACAUUGUCAUUAUUGGGAGCAAUGUUUAUAUGUACUGCUGCCACAGUGAUUUUCACCGCUUUUUGCUGUAUCGAUGGUCUUAUUAUUUUCGCUGUUUACCACAACUGUGAUCCAGCAAGAAACAAACAGAUAGCAACAAAUGAUCAGAUUUUACCGUACUUCGUUGUCGAUAAGCUGGGACAUCUUACCGGUGUACCUGGGCUGUUUAUUUCAGCAAUUUUUAGUGGAGCAUUAAGUACGAUCUCAUCUGGUAUCAACUCGGUAACUGCUGUUAUUUUGGAGGACAUUGUUAAGAAAAUAAACAAAAACAUCUCAGAUUUCAGAGCAACGUGCAUUUCUCGCAUCAUUAGUGCAGUGUAUGGAAUUGUAGUGAUUUUAGGAGCAAUUUGCUUGAUUUAUUCCAAUGCACCAUUGUUGGUUCAGUUAACAGGAAGCUUAAUUGGCAUCACUGCUGGACCACUAUUGGGACUGUUUACUUUAGGAAUGUUAUCCAAAAAAGCCACUUGGAAGGGAGCGUACAUUGGUACUGUAAGCUCGCUAAUAUUUGUUGGAUGGAUUUACGUUGGUAGCAUUUAUUACCCUCCCAUCAGUGAAAGACCUCCAGUAUCAAUUGAUGGUUGCGAUGUUGGAAAUGUAUUCAAUGGUACAAAUGGGUUGAGAAACAAAAUUUCUCCUUUCAAAAAUAUGACCGUAUCUUACAGAAACCCUUUGGCGAAGUUUUACGGGCUGUCCUUUUUCUACUACGGUGCUGUCGGCUUGUUUGUGACGAUAAUAAUUGGCUACGUGUUCAGUGUUAUCUUAGCAAUCUGGGAUGAAGAACAAGUUAUCAUGGAUGAUGAUCUUUUGUUUGAGUUCCACAAUCUAUUUAAAAGGAAAACGGAGAAAAUGAUACCACGUGAAUAUGAAGAAAGCCUCGUAAAAACAAGCCGUCUUUAAGUAUGAUUGCAUUUCAAGCACUCAUUUAAUGUUUAAAACAGAAUGUAAAAUUCCUUAAUGGAUGGUUGCAUCAGUGCUAUAUGCAGCUAAGAAUUGAUCUUAAUGCCGGGCUGCAUUAGUCUAGAAUAUCAAGGAUUGUUUGUAAUGCUUUCAGAAUUUAUGGUAACACAAUAGUUUUGUUUUAAGAAGUAAAAGGUAAGAAAUUCUUUCUCUUGGAAA